UCUCGUUCCAAAUAAAAUCAUUUGUUCAGGCUUAUUUUAAUGUUGCUUAAUUCUUUACGAAUAUUCUGCGCUCUGAAGAUUAAGCACAUUACAAUUUAAAAAGAAUUAGGGAAAAUAAGGGGGGAUAUUAGGGAAAUUAGAUUCAAUUGAUGAAUUAACGUGUACACAACACUAAAAUAAAAUCACCGCUAUAAUGCGUACGUUCGCAAAAUCAACGUUUUACCAAUCAAACGUUAACCAGUCAAAAUUUAAAUCUAGGAUGCUAUAUACGAGGGUUGAUUGAUAUGUUGUGAGCGUAUUGAAGGAGGUACUCAAGGAUGUCCUUUUUAAGUCCUACUAUUCUCUGACUAUAUAGGGCUGUGUACCUAAGGACUGGUCUGAUUUGGUUGAUUUAUAUCGACGAGGUAGCACUCACAAGACAAGCCGCUUUUGCAAAUGGACAAAAUCGGUUAGGGUUAGGGUUAGGGUGAAAGAGUCUGUCAUUGCCAUGGCUGGCAUUCACGAUUGUGGCUUUAAAUUGAUGAAGCAUCCGCCUUAUUCACCGCCUUAUUCAGGCACCCUUACCCUAACAUGUAGUCGAUGACUUUCUAAAUGAGUUCUAUAAGUGGCAUUGAAACCCUUAAACACCGCUGGCAGAAGUGUAUAGAUACUGAAGGGGAUUAUGUUGAAAAAUAAUGCAACAUGUCCGGCAAAAUUCAAACCUUCAAUAUGAGGCUCACAACUUAUCAAUCAGACCUCGUAUGUGAUAGCAUAUAAAGUACACCUUGACAAAUCCAAUGCCAUAACCGACAUUCAGCAAUCUCUACUUGAGGGAUCGCAUAUCUAUAACGUUAUCAGUGCAGUACGUGAAGGUCAAUGUUGAUAACCUAUCAACUAUAUAUUUCAAAUAAAUGUUCUUAAAAUAGCAAGCAUUUACUUCCACAGCAUUUCGAAUUAAUAUCCGAUGAAACCAGUAACGGAACUUGGGAUUAACAUUUAUUUGUAAACACGUCACAUAAUCAGUUGAACUGGAAUCGACAUGUAAUUGUCGAAGGGAAUAUGUUCACUGUUAAAUAUACCAUUGACCUGGCCGCCUUACUAUCUAUCAUUACAAAUCAUAAAGGGACUAUAGGGACAUGAGAAUGGAAAGGUUUAUUAUUGUAUUACUGUUAAUACCUCACGCUACCUCUAACUCAGAACAGAACACUGUUAUAGACGUGGCCUCCAGGAAUGGUGCUACAACCCUGGGAAGACUCCUUAACGGAACAACUCUGGAAAAACGUUUACUCAAUGACGGUAAUUUUACAUUAUUUGCGCCAGUAGACGAUGGAUUUAGCUGGUUACCGCCAAGCGUUUUGGAUACUUUGAAUAAAAACAAGACUUUCGUUGAUUAUGUUUUUACAUCCCAUGUGAUCCCUGACCGAGUGGGGUCCGAUAACUUUACGAAUGACGUCAUAUUUCCUUCCUUGAAUAGUGUGAUCAAAAUCAGGAUAAAUAUCAUAGAGUCGAAGGCAACUGCUGAUGGCGUGGACAUUACUGUCACGGAUUUACCUGCAUCAAAUGGCGUUGUUCACAUGCUUCAAAGAGUGAUGUAUCCCUUUCCGACCCAGUCCAUCCUGGAGUACCUCACAACUACUCAAACCUUAUCUCUCCUCGUAGAUGUUAUACGACAUGCGAAUCUUACAGAAUAUUUCAAAGGUGAACCAUUCACACUGUUUGCACCGACGAAUGAAGCCUUUGCUAAACUUCCUGACGGAUUUCUCCAAAAGCUGAUGUCGAACAAAACAGGUCUCAUCGACUUGGUUGAGUAUCACGUGUUGACGGAAACCCUCUUUAGUGAAGGUCUCUAUGACAACGAAAGACUUAUAACGGCUAACAAUAAACAGCUGAUUGUUACUGUUAUGGAAGGAAACGUGGUGAUCAACGGCGCCUUGUUGAAAGUCUUUGAUGUAAUUCUGACCAAUGGCGUUAUCCAAAUAAUCGACAGGGUUCUUCUUCCGCCCAAUUAGGAAAAUCAGAAAUUCUAUUGUCGGGAAAUUAGCACCAUGUAAUCUACUUGUAAUGACAGCGGAGUUGCCAACCACUUAUGCUUGCAGCGAUGCAUCCUCGGAACAACAGGGACUACGUUCAUGUACGAUCUCUGUAAAGGCCAUAACACAACCAGAACGUAGUACUUGCAUUUAGAAAAUGGCAGCGAUUUUUGUAUUGAAGUCAACAUAAUAAAUGGAAUGGAUUGAAUAUUUUCAUUUAUAUCUUAAAUCUCAGGGCAUCAAAUAUGUUGCUAACAUUGCCCCUAUAUAAAAUGAAAAAGAGUAAGGCGGAGCGGAGCAUAUCAUCGAUUCUUUUUCAAAAUGGAUGCAA
This is a messenger RNA of Pecten maximus, 2340 nucleotides long. Its product is annotated as periostin-like. Gene Ontology annotation, cellular component: extracellular matrix. Lineage: Eukaryota; Metazoa; Mollusca; Bivalvia; Pectinida; Pectinidae. Gene Ontology annotation, molecular function: cell adhesion molecule binding. The transcript has 6 exons. Gene Ontology annotation, biological process: cell adhesion; extracellular matrix organization. Bases 1116 to 1988 code for a protein of 290 amino acids. The record is from RefSeq and is a predicted model, not a curated record.